Molecule: messenger RNA, 1578 nt
Organism: Echinococcus granulosus
Lineage: Eukaryota; Metazoa; Platyhelminthes; Cestoda; Cyclophyllidea; Taeniidae
Product: 5'-nucleotidase domain-containing protein 3
Exons: 13
Coding region: 1-1578 (525 amino acids)
Molecular function (GO): 5'-nucleotidase activity
Source: RefSeq, a predicted model, not a curated record
AUGUCGGACUGCUUGCUCAAACGCGUUCCACGUGUGUUCAAAAGAUCGUCCCAUUAUCUCUCCACCAUCUCGUCAUAUGGUAGCGUUGAAAGAAGCACCCCUUCUGAAAUUUUGCGUCAGCAAAAUGAAAGGAUUGACACCAAGUACCCUUGUCUCCCAGAGGCUGAGCGAUUCCAUAGAAAAUACGCGAACUUGGAGGAAAUCGCCAAAACUGUUCCUGUGAUGAAAUCCGUCCCCGUUGACGCGAUUUUUGCAAAUCGUGAAGUCAGGCUUGGCGAAUUAGAUGUUUAUGGUUUUGAUUACGACUAUACCCUUGUGAAUUACACAAACGAUCUAGCUGAUCUCAUCUUUAACAAGGCCAUCGACCUUCUUGUCUCCAAAUGGAAGUAUCCAAGUGAACUUCGAGAGGUGGCGUACGAUCCCACUUUCCUUAUUCGUGGAUUACAUUAUGAUAUCAAAAAAGGCUUCAUAAUGAAAGUAGAUGCCUACCGAAACAUUCAGCCUGGAACGGUAUACAAAGGUUUGCAACCAGUUCCCGCUGAGGUAGUUCAGUCGACCUAUAAUGGGCUAUAUAUCCCCACUGGUUUGCUCAGAGGCUCUGUUCACACAAAGGAUCACAAAAUAACACAGAUGAUGGACUUCUUUGAUCUCCCUGCUGCGUACGCCGUUUGUUCGGUGAUUGAGCAUUUUGAAAAAUCCGGUAUUAACUAUCAACCCGAGUGCAUUUACACGGAUGUAAGGGAAGCUGUGGAGCUUAUUCACAGGUCUGGAAUGCUUCACAGCACCAUAUGCGAUGACCUGGAGCGCUAUGUAAAACCAAACCCCGAAAUAAGGGAUCUGCUGAUUCAUCUCGCUUCGCAUGCAAAGAGCCUCUUCCUCAUUUCCAACAGUGGGGCCGACUUCAUAACCAAAGGCAUGCGGUACGUGGUUGGAAGAGGGUGGGAACGCUUCUUCGAUGUGAUUAUUGUAAAGGCAAACAAGCCAGACUUCUUCCGCUCCAAUUCAGUGCCAUUCCGUGCCAUUGAUGAGACCGGAGCGUUCAAGAGUUGGGAAGGCGUCACGAAACUUGAACGAGGUCAACUCUAUCGCGGGGGCAAUCUCAAUUUGUUGAAGGAGUUAAAAGGUUGGCAGUUACAACGCGUCCUCUACUUUGGCGAUCAUGUCUACGCUGAUCUUGCGGACGCUUCCAACCAAUGGGGAUGGGCAGCAGCGGCAGUCAUUCCGGAGCUGGAAAACGAGCUCAGUUUGGCCAAUACAGAGGACUAUCAAAAAAAUCUUCAUCGUCUGGUGCUGCUGGAGGAGCUGAUUAUCGAAAAUCAGUACUGCAAAACGGCGGUAGGUCAAGCCGUGCUGACUUCCUGGCGCAAGGAAAGGGAUUAUCUGCGUCAAAUUUCCAAGUCCUGCUUCAAUCCUCGUUUUGGCAGUGUUUUUCGCUGUUUCCACAACUACUCCUACUUUGCGCAGCGCCUCGGUCUAUACGCGUCGAUGUAUACUUCGUCAGUGACAAAUCUUCUUCACCAUCCCAUUAACCAUAUCUGCUAUCCGCGGAGAGCCCUCCUGCCACAUGAACCACACUAG